Messenger RNA from Striga hermonthica, 2627 nucleotides. NCBI's taxonomy places the organism in Eukaryota, Viridiplantae, Streptophyta, Magnoliopsida, Lamiales, Orobanchaceae. The record is from the annotation of a GenBank genome assembly.
AUGCCGCCUAAACCCGCGACCACCGCCCGGAAAUCAAAUUCGACCACCCCUAUUACAUCACCUCCUCUCUCCACCGCUUCCGCCGCCGCUAUUCCACCGCCACCCACCGCCGUUCGAGAAACAAUAUCACCACAUGCUGCAGCUCUCGCUCCCCAGGCUCAGCCGCAAGGCCAACAACAAGCCCUAGCAUCCAAUUGGGGACUCGUGAACUCCGAUUCCUUGAACAUCGACGAUAACAGAAACGAGGGAUUGGGGAAUUCCAUUGAACCCGGGAAGCCCGGUAUCGAGCAUUUCGGGUCGGAGAAAAUAAUUCCCGUCGAGACCGGAGCUUCCGUGGGGAGCGGAGGUGGAGGGAUGAGUGCGACCAAUCCUUAUCGUGCGUCAGAAGGAAGGUCCCAGCUGCAGGCUGAGGGUUCUGUAGAGCCCGUAACCAGGCCCAACAAUGCCGUGGAUGGCGUGGCCGGGCCCGGAAAGGUGAAGAAGACAAUAGUGAAGAAGGUCGUUAGAGUUGUGAAGAAGGUGGUAAAGAAGAGGGUGCCGAAGAGAGCUCCCACUGUGAUAGCUGAAGAGAGUGAGGUAACAAAAAGUUCUGAUUUUGAUAACAAAUCUGAUUCUGUAGAUGAGUUAAUAGAGAAACCCGGGAUAGUAAGUGAGGCCGAGGGCACUCCGGACACAGCCGAUGAGGUUGCUGAAAAUUCGAAUGUGGCUAAUGAUAAUGUAAACGAAGCUGCGCAAACCGGCAGUAGUAAUGAGGUUUUGGAAGAGGCAAAUUUAGCAGACAAUAAGAAAUCAGAAGUUUUUAUUAAUUGUGUGAGUGUGUCCGAACCCGUUUCAAGGGAGAACGAUAAAGAUGCUAGUGGUAGUGUUUCUGGUGAAAGUGCUCAAGACCGUAUAAGGCCUGAUAAUGAUGAAAGUGGGUUGAAUACUUUACACACUAACAAUAUGAAAAGUGAUGAUUCUAUAACCUGCGCUCCAGAUACGAUGGAAGUUGAAAAGGUUUCUGUGGAGACAGCUGAGGGGGAGAAUGGUACUAUUAGGUCGAAUGAAGGGCCGGUUUUGGGUGAGGAAAAGGAGGCAUUGGAGAGGAAGGAGAGACGAAAAAACGAGAUUUUUGUUGGUGGUUUGGAGGGCCAUACUAAGGAGGAAGACAUUAGGAAAGUGUUUGAGGAGUUUGGGGUCAUUAUGGAAAUAAGAAUUCUGAUGUCUAAUGGCACGGGGAGGAACAGAGGGUAUGCCUUUGUGCGGUUUGAGUCGGCUGAUGGUGCUAAAAAUGCGUUGGCGAAAUAUUCUUAUGCUGAGAUAUGUGGAAAGCAAUGUAAUGUAGAACCAUCCGGGGGCAAUGAUACUAUAUGUCUCAGCAAUAUUGACAAAAAUUGGAAGACUGAAGAUCUGAUGACAUUGCUAGAGAAAGAAGAGAUUAAGAAUAUAGGUAAAGUGACUCUUAAGCCUGAUCCGAAUAAUGUUGGAAAGAAUCGUGGUUUUGCAUUUCUUGAGUUCAAAACAAGUAAAGCUGCCCAAACUGCCUUUGAUAAAUUCCAAAAAAAGAAUAUUUGGGGGAAAAAUCUGAUGGUAGAAGUUGCAUGGGCGAAACCAUUAUUAAAUGACCCUGAUGAAGAAGAAAAUAAGACCAGCAACUGUUUCCAAAAUAAAGAUGCUGCUCCCACAUGCAUAGAGGCUGUCACUAGAGAGAGAUUGCACGAUCAUGGCCCAAAGGUUAAUAAAGCUAUCCCACCUGCAACUGUAAAACCGAAAAUAAAUCAGAUAAAUCGAACAACACCUGAUUGGACUCCAAAGCAACUGGGCAAAACACAGCCAAAGGCUGUACAGAACUCCAUUAAACUGCACGAACCUAGACACGAGUGGAAGCCUGCUAGCAGUAGUUAUAAUGGUGCGAAGAUUGAUAACGGUCCUUCUGUUACAAAUGAACUUGUGCAAAUAUUGAGGCAACAAGCGUCAAAUAGGAAUUUCCAUCCACAACCACAAUCACAACCACUUCCAAGGACAGGAGCCAUAGCUCCAGACCUUCAUUUCCCUUCCCCUGGAAGCAAGCGACCAUUUUCACUUGUGGGAUACGAUCCAUGCCAUUUGGAGCUUCAGGGACAGUCAAGAGCACGUACAGAAAGUUCUUAUCCAAUUUUAGUCCCAAGUUCAUCAUCACUCGAUGCAAAUGCAUUACCUAUCCCAGGUCAUCCUCAACAAAUGCCUGCCCUCACAUUGGGGGCUCGUGUAGGAACAGGAAAUCAUCCUAGUCAUUUUCAGGAGAGAGGACAAGCUCCUUAUCAUAGAGACCACAACAUAUUCCGCAGAUCCGACCCGCCCCUCGACAUCCCUGACCUCCGCCGAACACAACCACAACGUCCUCUAUCUCCCUAUAACUAUGGCACCGUCUCGCUGGAAAAAUGGUACAGGAUUUCCACCGCCGUCGAACGUUGUGACGCCGGCGUCCGUGUCAGAGAAACCCGAUUCCACGGCAACCAGACGGACGACAUCAAAGAGACGUACGUGAAACGCCCGGAAGAUGAGAUAUAUGGCUUAUCAUUUCCCGGACGUGAAACGCCGGCGAGGUUUCGACCUUGCACAAUCGGACCGGACGCAGUAGACGGCGGGAUAGAGUCGGCCAGGCGGUG